ACACGUUUUUGUAACAAGAAAGAAGCCAACAUUUUUUCGCCAGAAAAAGAUGCAACAACAUGAGCGAGAUAUUUGGAGACAUUGUCCACUUUAGGAUAUGAGCUUGAUGAUAAUUGAUGGACAAAGAAUUUAACAAUGGAUAAUGAAAUUCCAAUAGUGAGCACAACUACCCCAGAUAUAGCCGCACCAGAAGAAAGACUGAACGAUGAAAAACCAAAUGAAGAUCUCGACAAUACUAUGAAUGGUUUUAACUGUACCACCAAUAUUACAGUUAUCGAAAAACCAUUAGAAGUGAUCCAUUUAGAUGCCCCGAUUAAAAAUAUAUCCUGCGAAGGGAGUGACAGCGGUGUAGAGGUGGUGGAGAAUUGUUGCUUGCAGCGAGCUUUAAGCAUCAACAGCAACAAUUCGCAAGAGUUUGGCACAGUCACCCCCGCAUAUUCAUAUGAAUCUUCAAUAAUUAGUUGUUGUUCUAACUAUGAAGAGGCAUAUAAUAUAUUGGCUCGUCGAAACUCUACACUGUUUGAGGAUUAUAAACUUCGAACUUGUGAUGGUACAAGUGAGGGUGGUAGCGAGAGUUCAUCAAUUGCCGGCGGAGGGCCAUCAAAAAGAGUAAGUGUACAACAUGCAAAAAAGAAAUAUAUCACAAACGAUUGCAAGAAUAAAAAUUCAACAUGUGCCAAUCAACGAUCACGACCACCAGCGUCGCCGCGAAAUCCUAUGUCACGUCCUCGAGGAAAAUCGAUUGAUAAAACCCUAUCCUCGAAGCAAGAAAAUCAAAGAACGUCCACUUCUAAAGCAAAAAACAACAAUUUAACACUCCCAGUGUCUAAAAAAGAAAAAGUCAAUCCUCCCUCAAGAGCUUCCUCCUCCACCAGAACUCCAAUAACGACCCCAACCGAUGAUGGAAGAUGGCCGUCAAUUAACAGUAAACCCGCGCCUUUAAUGAGUAGAUCCGUCAGGGGAUUAUUUCAGUCUGAAGCGACACCAAAGAAAGUUACCCCCGAAAGCAAAUCGACCGCAUUAGAAAAGUACGCCACGUUACCCAGAAGACGAAAAGAAAAAUCCGCCGAUAAUUUACACGAUUUAACUAAAAAACAAUCUACGUCCAAAGAGCCAACCAACAAAACCACAAUCAAACGACAAUCAUCAACGCCUAAAUCGCUACCUCCCUACCCAAGGAAAAAAAGUGUCCCCAAAACUAAAAUUUACCACGAAACUAGUGUACAAACCGCUCUAACUCAAACCGAUAUCGAAAAAGCGUUCCUCGGCGUCGCGGUUAAUCCGGCGCAACCUCAAGACAUUGAAACCUGUGAUAAAAACGUACAAGUGGACUCGAAAUUCGAAGAAAUCGAGAACCUAAAAGCGCAACUGGAGGCCCUUCGAGAAAAUCACGACAAAUUGCUGGCCAAUUUUAACAGUCAAAACGAGAAUUUAUCGGAAGUCAAACAAAAGCUCGACGAAGAGCAGACGGAGAAAAACGCGUUGAGGGAUGAACUGAAACAGAACACCGACAGGGUCCUUGCGAUCUUGGGCAACGACAGCACCCUGCCCGAGGACGAGAAUGUGUCCAGUGACAGUCUGAUGAUGCUAGAGAAUCGUUACCAAAAGGUAAGCCAGAUAGUAAUCAAGCAAGAAAACGAAAUAUCGGAAUUGAACGCGUACUGCCGUUCUCUCCAACGAGACCUGGAGAAGAGCGUGUCCUCUCAGAAUGUGUUGCUACAGCAACAGCACGAUCUCGAAUCCGAAAGCGUCGAAUUGCAGGAGUUUAUGCAGGCGGAAAAAACGACUCUAACUGACGCUUUGAAGGAAUCCGAAAACGAAAUUAAUAAACUACGUUUAAUGUUAGGGCAGAAAGAUAAGGAGAUCGAAGGUAAACACGAGGAGUCGAAGCGACUGAUCAGGUUUAGUGAGCAAAGGAGACAGGAGAACAUAAGUCUUCAUGCUCGUCUCGGUGCCUUCGAAAUGAGAAGUCGAGAGCUGUUGAUUUAUCAGGGGAGUCAUAUUUCCGGUGCUACGGUUGCAUUGACGUCCCUCAUUAAUAGGCUGGACGGUUUAGUGGAUGAAUUGGUUACAUCUUAUAGUAUUUCUGAGCAAGAUCUUGAGGACGUCAUUUUCCAUAACGAAGCUUACACAAACAGUAGCAGUAGUCCAGAAAUAACUCCGGAAAAAACGAAAAAGUCGCUGAAAGAAAACUCACCAUCUCCGAAAAGGGGCUCGUCAUUCGUAUCCGCUAUCAUAAACGCCAUAAAGAACGCAACUGCACAAACUUCAUUCCUAACGUCGAAAGAGUACAGCAAAGACACCAUUUCCUUGGAUAACUCAGACUCCACGGAAAUGUUAGAUUCGGAAACAGAACCGUGUCUAAUGAUGGAACCAGUCUUAGAAGAUGUGCUAAUACCAGACGGUCAUUCCCGUAACAUGAUUUCAUCGGGCCACGGCCUGCUAAGUUCGGCGAGACUCACCCAGAGUGAAAGUCUCAAUAACUUGUUCUGCAGACAAAUGUCGGAACAAAAAUUGACUGAAAAUUUAAGCUCUUCAUUUAGUGGCGAAAUGCCUUCGUUAACAGAAAUCUGUCCACCGGUGCCAUUAGUCGAUCAAGUCAUUGACGUUGACAAUUUGGUAACGAAAUUAUUAAAAGUGCUACGUAUAAUACAAAUAGAAAAUGACGAUUGUAUGAACGAAUUGCAAGAUGAUCACGAUUUACUCUCCGAUCAAGUCAACAAGCAAAAAGAUGCGAAUAAAAUCGUGGCGCAACAACUCAAAGAUUGGGAAGUACUCGGCGCACAUCUGAAGAGAGAAAUUACGGAGUUAAUGCAGCAAUUGAGUAGGAAAAAUAACGAAAUUGACGAUCUCAAAUCGGACCUGAACCAUAAUCGAAAAGAAAUUGAGAGAUUGAAUGAGGAUGUUUGCGCGUUAUCGACUGCUUGUUCGAAAGCGGAACAAGAACUGAAAAUAAAGAAGGAAGAGACUGAGGAGGCGAUAAAGAAAUGGGAAAGUAAAGAAGAGAUCCCAUCGAAGGAGGUUUUGGCAAAAGUAUUUACGGACCAGAAAGAAAUUCCAGUAUUAAAAGAAACUUUGGCGGAGAAAGAAAAGCAGCUAAGUGAAUUGCAAAAGGAAUGCUGCUACAGUAGGAAAAUUUGCGAAAAUUGGAAAGAAGCGGUCGAUGAAUCGAAAAAGCAAUAUGAAGCAAUCGAUAGCGCUUUAGAGAUAUUAAACAGUAUUCAAACAGUAGUUCAGCAAUGCCCUCCAUUAGCAAAGCUACAAAGAGACCUAGAAGAAACUAGUUUCCAAACCGCUUCGUCGAUACCGGUAGCUUCUCCUAGCGAUUGUAAUGCAAACGGUACAUUACUCAAAUCGGUUAACAACUUAGAAAUACCUUCCCCUAUAAAUAGUACCGCCUAACUUUUGUAAUUACUGUUACAUUCAGUUUUCAAUUGUGAUUAACUACCAAUGUUUUAUAUUUCUAUAUGUAAUCUCGUCGGUUACGUAAUACGUUGUUAUACCUACUACCCGAAGGUCGUUAAUUAUUGUGUAAUUGUACUAUACGUCCACACGAAGAAGUUUAGCAUACUUCGCCAAUUUAUAAGGGUAAUAGUUGUGUUCAAAAAUCAGGUGUACCUAAACAAAAUUACGAUGUUGAA
This is a messenger RNA of Photinus pyralis (common eastern firefly), 3641 nucleotides long. It is a transcript of the gene corn, whose product is annotated as myosin-9. Lineage: Eukaryota; Metazoa; Arthropoda; Insecta; Coleoptera; Lampyridae. The transcript has 7 exons. Bases 136 to 3402 code for a protein of 1088 amino acids. The record is from RefSeq and is a predicted model, not a curated record.